AUGGCCGCAGAAGAGGCGCUGAAGACGGUAGACCAAUAUAAGACUGAAAUAGAGAGACUGACCAAGGAGCUCACAGAAACGACCCAUGAGAAGAUCCAGGCUGCGGAGUAUGGGCUGGUGGUGCUGGAGGAGAAACUGACUCUCAAGCAACAGUAUGACGAUCUGGAGGCCGAGUAUGACGGCCUCAAACAAGAGCUGGAGCAGCUCAAAGAGGCAUUUGGGCAGUCCUUCUCUAUCCACCGUAAAGUGGCUGAGGAUGGAGAGACUCGGGAGGAAACACUUCUUCAGGAGUCUGCAUCCAAGGAAGCUUACUAUUUAAACAAGAUCUUGGAGAUGCAGAAUGAGCUGAAGCAGAGCCGGGCUAUUGUUACAAAUGUCCAGGCAGAAAAUGAGAGGCUCUCGGCUGUUGUACAGGAACUGAAAGAGAACAAUGAGAUGGUGGAGCUACAGAGGAUACGAAUGAAAGAUGAAAUCCGAGAAUAUAAAUUCCGGGAGGCCCGACUCCUUCAGGACUACACAGAAUUGGAAGAAGAAAAUAUCACAUUGCAGAAACUAGUGUCCACAUUAAAGCAGAACCAGGUUGAAUAUGAAGGCUUAAAGCAUGAAAUUAAGCGAUUUGAAGAAGAAACAGUAUUACUGAAUAGCCAACUAGAAGAUGCCAUUCGACUGAAAGAGAUUGCAGAGCAUCAGUUGGAAGAAGCCCUUGAGACACUGAAGAAUGAAAGAGAGCAAAAGAACAACCUGAGGAAGGAGCUGUCCCAGUACAUCAACCUCAGUGAUAAUCACAUCAGCAUCUCAGUAGAUGGGCUCAAGUUUGCUGAGGAUGGAAGUGAGCCAAACAACGAUGACAAGAUGAAUGGGCAUAUCCACGGGCCUCUUGGGAAACUGAAUGGAGACUAUCGUACUCCCACCACCAGGAAAGGAGAGUCUCUACACCCUGUGUCUGACUUAUUCAGUGAGUUGAACAUUUCAGAAAUUCAGAAAUUGAAGCAGCAGCUUAUUCAGGUAGAGCGGGAAAAAGCUAUUCUUCUGGCCAACCUCCAGGAGUCACAAACCCAACUAGAACACACCAAGGGGGCACUGACAGAGCAGCAUGAACGAGUGCACCGGCUCACAGAACAUGUUAAUGCUAUGAGGGGCUUGCAAAACAGCAAAGAGCUCAAGGCUGAGAUAGAUUGUGAGAAGGGCCGGAACUCAGCUGAGGAAGCCCAUGACUAUGAGGUGGACAUCAAUGGCUUAGAGAUCCUUGAGUGCAAAUAUAGAGUGGCUGUCACUGAAGUCAUUGAUUUGAAAGCAGAAAUUAAGGCCUUAAAGGAAAAAUAUAAUAAAUCUAUAGAAAAUUAUACAGAAGAAAAGACCAAAUAUGAGAGUAAGAUCCAAAUGUAUGAUGAACAAGUGACAAACCUUGAGAAGACAUCUAAGGAGAGUGGUGAGAAGAUGGCCCACAUGGAGAAGGAGUUGCAAAAGAUGACUGGCAUAGCCAAUGAAAAUCACAACACCCUCAAUACAGCCCAGGAUGAAUUGGUGACAUUUAGUGAGGAACUAGCCCAGCUUUACCACCAUGUGUGUCUAUGUAAUAAUGAAACUCCCAAUAGAGUCAUGUUGGACUACUAUAGACAAAGCAGAGUUACUCGAAGUGGCAGCCUCAAGGGGCCUGAUGAUCCCAGAGGGCUUUUGUCGCCAAGAUUAUCCAGGAGGGGUGUGUCAUCCCCUGUAGAAUCAAGGACAUCAUCUGAACCAGUUUCAAAGGAAAACACAGAGACUAGUAAAGAGCCAAGUCCAACUAAGACUCCCACAAUCUCUCCUGUUAUUACUGCCCCACCAUCAUCUCCAGUUUUGGAUACAAGUGAUAUCCGCAAAGAGCCAAUGAAUAUCUACAACCUUAAUGCCAUAAUCCGGGACCAAAUCAAGCAUCUGCAGAAAGCAGUGGACAGGUCCUUACAGCUGUCUCGUCAAAGAGCAGCAGCCCGAGAGUUGGCCCCCAUGAUCGAUAAGGACAAGGAAGCCUUAAUGGAAGAGAUUCUCAAGCUGAAGUCCUUGCUGAGCACCAAACGGGAGCAAAUUGCCACACUGAGGGCAGUGUUGAAAGCCAAUAAGCAGACAGCUGAAGUGGCUUUAGCUAACCUGAAGAACAAAUAUGAAAAUGAAAAGGCAAUGGUUACUGAAACAAUGACAAAACUGAGGAAUGAGCUAAAGGCUUUAAAAGAAGAUGCUGCAACCUUCUCAUCCCUGAGAGCAAUGUUUGCAACAAGAUGCGAUGAAUAUGUCACACAGUUGGAUGAGAUGCAGAGACAGUUAGCAGCUGCAGAAGAUGAGAAGAAGACUCUAAACACUUUAUUGCGAAUGGCUAUCCAGCAAAAACUCGCCCUGACACAGAGGCUGGAGGACUUAGAGUUUGACCAUGAGCAGUCCCGACGCAGCAAAGGCAAACUUGGAAAGAGCAAGAUCGGCAGCCCUAAAGUAAGUGGGGAGGCGCCAGACACCGCGCCUACCAUAGACACUUACCUCCUGCAUAGUCAGGGCCCACAGAUCCCUACCAUUCGGGUCAGCAGUGGCACUCAGAGGAAAAGACAAUUUUCACCUUCCCUUUGUGAUCAGAGUCGUCCCAGGACUUCAGGGGCUUCCUACCUACAGAAUUUAUUAAGAGUUCCCCCUGAUCCCACCUCCACAGAAUCAUUUCUUCUGAAGGGUUCCCCUUCCAUGAGUGAACUCAUCCAAGGGCAUCGGCUCAGCAAGGAAAAAAGGUUAACCGUGGCUCCACCAGCAAAAAGAGAUUGUCAGCAGCCUGCUGCCUCCGUACCGCCACAGUGCUCACAACUAGCUGGGAGGCAAGACUACCCAACUGUCAGUCCGGACAUUGCCCUCAGUAAGGAGCAGCCACAUUCCAGCUCACAGUGUGCACCUCUUCAUUGUCUCGCCAAGCCUCCUUACCCCUAGUCUUCAUCUCUCAUGGAUGAAUAUCUGGACUGAAGGUUUUUUAACCACAGAGAGGGCAUUGCCUAAGAUCUGGCAGGUGUUUUCUUCUUGGAUGUUAGAUGUACAUGUAGAUUCCAUCAUUUUUGAAAAGAAAAGAGAAGAAUAAAAUGAUGCAUAGACCCUUGUGUGAUCAAUUUAAGGUUUCUCUGAAUCACAGAUGACCUGCAAUCAAAUGGCAACAGUUCACUUGAAACUGAAAUGAAACGUGUAUUUCAGAUAGCUGGCUUUACCUCCAUAGCAUAAAAGAGAUCCAAGACAAUGUAAAAUAGAUAUGCUGUAAAAUCAUCUUUCCCUGUACUCCAAAGUCAGCUAUAGAUGUUGAUUCUAAUAAUUUUCAUUGAUACUUAUUUUAUAUUUUAUUUUCUGUAUGGUUUAUGGUUAUAAAGAUAAUUUCUGUAAGCAGAAUUCAUUUAUUUUAAAGAGUCAUAGUUUACUUAGUUAUUUAAAGUUUUAAUUUAGUUUAAAAUCUGAAACUGGCCAGAUUCUGGUCCUUUUUCUUGCAGAAAAUUACAAAUAAGGUGCAUCAGAAUGUUAACAAUAACUAUUUUGCUGCUACAUGAAUAUUCUUUAUGCAGUUAUUUUCUAAUCAGUAACUCAUUAAUUGUCCGUUAUUUUUUUUAACUAGAGUCCUUCACUAAACAUUUACUAAGUAAAUCUAAGAAAGAGGCAAAGCUAUGAUUCAUUGACUUAAUCAAGUUUUGAGGGUAUCUUUAAUUUUUUAAAAUUGCAGUUGAGUAGAUAGAUAUAUUGGUGCUGCUCCUGUGUGUGUGUGUGUGUGUGUGUGUGUGUGUGUGUGUGUGUGUGUGUGGUCGUAUUAAAGAAGGUCAAAUUAUUUGAAGGAAAGAAAUAAAUGUGCUUAUUUAAUGACCACAAAUUUUUUAAACUUUUCCAAAUUUAGGGUCUUACUAUGGGUUUCCCACUAAAAGGGAUCACAAUAAAUGCAAAAAUAUAUACAUAAUAACUGUAAGUUAGCCUUGGCUAGUUAAUUUAUGCAGAAAGUGUAUGUUUUGUUGUUUGUUUUCUUUUUCCACAAUGAAUCUUCCUUGCCAAAAAAAAAAAAAAUAGAUAGAUAGAUAGAUAGAUGAUAGAUAGAUAGUAAACCUUAGCUCAUUGUCUACUUUUAACAAACACUCAGGUGCCUACAGUCAUAUUAUAUUGAGAUAAGACAUGUUCCUACUUAAUUUACAGAUUCUGCUAGGUAAUUUUAUGACUUUAUUUAAGGCAAUAGAAUUUCAUAGAAAAAUUUAGUUUUUGCAUUAUUGAGAAAACAAGGACAACAGCUAAUUGAGCUGUAAGGUCUAACUUGGAUUCCUCAUUUCUCAAGUGCUGCCCACAUAAUUGCGCCUAACCCUGACUCCUUGUCUUUGUCAGGUAGCCUUAACUUACAUAAAACCAUAAAGGUUUUAUUUUUUUCAUGUAACAGUAUCUUUAACUUCUCUUCAAAACAGAACUAGUCCUCACUGUUAGCAAAAAGAUGACUAACGUUGUAGGACACCAACAAUGGCGAUUUUAGAGCUACCCAGCUUGUGGAGGGGAAGAUGUGGCAUGUUUAUGGAGUGGUCCACCUAAGGCCAGCUGUCAGCCACAAAGCACAUUGCAGAAAUAUUUUUUGUUUGUUAUGUUCCUGUUGAGUACCAGUCAUAGUUACCAAAGCAACCCCAAGAUGUUGUGUUCUUUAUCAGGUUAAUAAUAGAUACUAUGGAACUUCUCAUUAAUCAGAAUCCCCACAUAGUAGUCCCUCCUGUAUUGCUUGAUUGUUCUUAUACAUUUUCCUCAUUUAAUGGUGUUAAGUCUACCUGGUGCCAAUAUUAGUGAGACAGUACAGAUUUUUGUCAGCGUUCAAUUAAAGACAACUUCCUCCAUUCUUUCUUUUCUUUUUUCCCUUUGCUUAGCAUGAUUCAAAACCCAAGAAGUGUCAGAAUUACAAAGUCAAUUUUGUACCUGAGGAAAUAAGGACCUCAAAACAAGUUGUGUCUUUGGACUGGGAACUCAACUGUGGAUCUCUUCUCUGUGUAACCACUGUUGACAUAGCUGCAUCGUGUUUGUGAAUAGAGUUGACUUCUUCCAAUGUGACAUUUAUCAGUCUGUUAUAAACAAUUUUUAUUUUAGUUGUUUAUUUAAAUAUAGUGGAAAUUUUUGUUUUGAAAUAUUAAUUUUAUAAAUAUUAAUUUUAAAUAUUAAUUAUAAAAUAUUAAUUUUAACAGAACUUUAAUAAGAAGACAUAGAAAUUUUGAAAAAAAUCUCUCAUUUUCAGCACAAAAGUAGGUAGUAAUUGCUAAGCAGUAAGAGACUAUCAUGUAUUUAUAUAAUAACAUCAUUUAAUGCAGUUUAAACUGAGCUGUAUUUAUAUUUAUUUAUUUACAGACCCUUUCAAUGAAUAAAUGUAGAAUGCUGAUAAAAAAUGAGUACCUAUAAAGAUAAUAUCAAAAUGCAAAAAGUGAAAACUGGUGAAACAAAAAUCCAUGAAUCUCAGUGCGUUUGAUAUUAAAAUAUAAAGUAUAGAAAUUCUACAAAUGCUAAUUGUUAUAGACAUUUUGAACAAAAGUGAGAGGUGAUGUUUAAAAUUAGUUAUCAAAGUAACCAACUAUUAUUAUAAAAUUUCAUUACAUUGUAGUGUGUGUGUGUGUGUGUGUGUGUGUGUGUGUGUGUGUGUGUGUGUGUAAGUCAGAGGAAAACCUAUAGAAGUUGCUUCUCUCCCACAACUGUGUGGAUCCCAGGGAUUGAACUUAGAUUAUCAAGCCUAGUGGAAAACAUCUGUACCUGCUGAGCCAUCUUAUUGGUUCCCACUUUUUUUUUUUUUAAUGUAAGCACAAUUACAAAGCUGAAUACAUGAAUUAGUAUGCAGAAAUGCUUUCUCACUAAGGAUUUUCAUUAAAACAUAAUAGUAAAACAAAAAGAAGCAAUAAAUUGCUUUUGACCUAAGUGCUUAGGAGCAUGAACAAAACUUUGGAUGUAUAAACCUUUUGCAUUAUCUAAUUCUGGAUUUAAAAGAAGGAGAAGGAGGAAAAAUGAAUUUUGAAAACUUCUAGAGAAUAUGUCUAUAAAGGAAUGAAGAAAAGACUUAUUUGGAAAUUAUACUUUAUAUUUGCCUAAAGGAGAAGAGGUACAAUAAUGAAAUCCAACAAAAAGAAUUUAACAAAUGACAGAAAGUAGCUACAGAGCCUAUAAGACUAAAUGAGAAGGGUUAAUAUUGCCUGUAGGAAAGAGAUAUUUUAAAGUGGAAAAUUAAUCAUUGGAUAGUUAUAAAGAUUUGUUUUUAAAAACUAGAAUGAUACUGGUAGUCUUUGUAAGUAUAGACAAUUUACAAUAAUAUAUAAUCCUAGGAGUCCACAAUUCUAUGAUUCUUUUGUUUUAAAAUUUAAAAUAUAUUGAAUUUUUACUGAUUGGUCAUGGAAUAUUUUUACUUUUAAACUAGGAUAACAAUCUUAAUUUUCUAAGAUAUUUAUUAUUUUUAGAAGGAUUUCUUUAAAAUUAUCUGAAGUGCAGCAACUUCAUUUAAAGAAGCUUCAGUGUCAGAGUCUAAAAAACAAAUAUACCCAAGAAAACUUCAUAAAUAGAAUAAAUGCAAUCUUGUAGAGAAGACAAAUACUUUUUAAAUUUUAUUUACUCACAAAAAUCUUCUGUCUUUAACAUUUGCUUUAUCUAUGCUGUAGAACAUGUUCUUAUACAGAUAAGCCCUUCUCUAUUAGGUAAGCAUGAACAAUUGGUCUAUUAAACUAGCUAAGAAUGUGGAUGUUCCCUUAUAUACUAUAUUGAAUGAAAUCCUCUCUAGUAACCAAGUACAGGUUACAAAUAAUUAUAUGAACAAAUCAAAUAUAUUUUCAACUGUGAUAAAUGUCAAGUUUUACUGUAUAAUUCAGACAAAAGAUUUAAUCUUUCUUACAAAGAAAUCAAUGGGCCGGAGUAAGGAGUAAUUCAGCCAUGGGGUGUUUGCUGAACCUGUGUGAGAAGAUAGCACCCACUGCACUGCAAACAAACACUGAUAUUUCCCUGAAUAAAAUCCUGUUCAUUCAAUCCAAGGAUGUCACAAAUGAAUUAAUAUUGUACAUACAAUUAAAUUUGUAAAACCCACAAUGUUUAAAACUUUUGUUUUUAAUAAAUCAGAGUGAUUUAAAAUAUCUUGCAUUAAGGCUGCAAAAUUUAUGACUUUUCAAAUAAAGCAGAAAGCUACUGAAGUCAUGCUAGUCAGCAUAGCCAGUGCCAAGGUUGAAAAGUACUUACUUCAAAAUCAGUGUCCUAGCUCCUGAGUUACCAUAUCCAUUCUUUUGAUAUGAUGAGUUUUUGGAAAAUAAAUUUAUCUUUAAAUGUUAUUUUAAUUAUCAUAGUCCCUAAUAUCUUGUAACCUGUUUUUUACUUUAAUCCCCAAAAGAUUUCAAAUAAGAUAUCUCUUUUAUUACUCAAGAUAUAAAGUAACGAUGUAAUUGGUGUUAAAAUUAAAAAUGUUCUUAAAUUUGGGAUUUUUCAGAAAUGACAAUCUGUUUAUGAGGAGCAAGCAAUUAACCUCCAUUAGUGUAAAGCAAGAGUAUAAGAUGUUUGCAUGAAAUAUUUCACAUCAUGUAAGCUUUCCCAUAUCCAUAAUAUUGACUCUAUAUAGAAAUCUUACUUUUGAUCUUGCCAUUAGGAAUGAAGGAGGCUGUUACAUGCACUGGGUCUCCUUUCCAUACUGAAGUGCAUGGCUUUAUCCCUCAAUUUUAUUUUUACAUCUCUCAGAUGGAGUUAUUUAAUAAUCUACCACAUUUGAACUGAAGCUUAAAUGACCUGCUGAUUUGGAUAAUUUCUGAAAUUGGAGUUUGAUUGCUCCAGCAAAUGUAGAUUUGCUGAGAAUUUAUUUUUAUUUUAACUUCUGUACAUAAUCAGCCUCUGCUCAAUAUACCUCUCUGAUGAGACCGUUGAGAAGUAAAUUUGAUGUUUCUUAGUAUGGAUGUAUGCCUUUUUUUGUUUGUUUGUUUCAAAAAAAUAAUUUUUUUACAUUUUAUUUUAUUUUAUGUAUUUAUUUAUUUAUUUUUUAGAUAGAGUUUCUCUGUAUACUCCUGGCUGUCCUGGAACUCACUCUGUAGAUCAGGCUGACCUUAAAUUCACAGAGAUCUACCUGCCUCCCAAAAAGUCUUUAUCAGAGAACUAUGAAGUUAAGGGAAAUGACACUGCUGUGUUGACAAGUCUUUAUCUUUUAAGGGAGAAACAGAGGAAUCAUUGGGUUCAUAGCUAUGACUGUGUGUCAUAUCAGAGGAAAUACUUUUUAAUUGUAUUGCCACAGAACUUUUAAGCUCAAUGGUCUGACUGUUAGAGUCCAUUAAACAAUUUUGAAAGUAUUUUAAGACUUUUUUGUAAUAUAUUCAGUGUCUUUAUUUGCAUGGCUAUGCAUAUGUGAAGAUGUGAUUCUGAUGCUGUGCUUCUUUCCCAUGUUAAAAUUUCUGUUGUGUGUGUUCAAACCUAAUUUCUACACUGUAUGAUUAUUCUUGUAAUGAUUCAGUUAUUCCAACCUUUAUUAUUAUGCCUUUGGGGAGUAAACAUUGUGAAGUGUUUCUAUCAAAUAAUAAUAAUACCAUGAGAACAUGACUGAAAGAUUAAUUUAAGAAAUGCCUUUCUUGCUAAUUAUUUUUGAAAUUCAAACAUUAGAGAAAUUAUCAAAGACACAUGCAUUUAAGUACAGAAAAUUCUUAUAACUUUAUUGUUUGCUGUUCUUUUUACUUUUUUGUAGAUAAUCCUAAAUGAAUCUCUCAAGGGAGAAUCCUUAUCUCAUAUGUUUGUUUCUGUGCACUCAAUAUGUGUGAAAGGCACCCCAUUGCUAAGGAAAUAACUAGAUACUAAUAAUUAUUAUCUUGGUUAAUCUUACCAAUUGACCAUAUUGUAUUGCAAAACUUUUUCCAGUAAAUAAAUGGAUUAUCUUUUGUUUAUUUCAUCAAUGCUAAAUUUUCAUUAGUUUACAAUUUUUCUGUUUGCCAUUUUCAUUUAUACCUACAACAAAUAAAAAGUAUAGGAAUCAC
This is a messenger RNA of Mastomys coucha (southern multimammate mouse), 8960 nucleotides long. It is a transcript of the gene Bicd1, whose product is annotated as BICD cargo adaptor 1. Gene Ontology annotation, biological process: regulation of microtubule cytoskeleton organization; microtubule anchoring at microtubule organizing center; positive regulation of receptor-mediated endocytosis. Gene Ontology annotation, cellular component: cytosol; Golgi apparatus. NCBI's taxonomy places the organism in Eukaryota, Metazoa, Chordata, Mammalia, Rodentia, Muridae. Bases 1 to 2937 code for a protein of 978 amino acids. The transcript is spliced from 11 exons. The record is from RefSeq and is a predicted model, not a curated record. Gene Ontology annotation, molecular function: dynein complex binding; cytoskeletal adaptor activity; dynein intermediate chain binding.